Cryptomeria japonica (Japanese cedar) is the source of this 1122-nucleotide messenger RNA. Its product is annotated as AP-2 complex subunit sigma. The transcript has 7 exons. Gene Ontology annotation, cellular component: AP-2 adaptor complex; intracellular membrane-bounded organelle. NCBI's taxonomy places the organism in Eukaryota, Viridiplantae, Streptophyta, Pinopsida, Cupressales, Cupressaceae. The coding region runs from base 251 to 679 and encodes 142 amino acids. Gene Ontology annotation, biological process: protein transport; clathrin-dependent endocytosis. The record is from RefSeq and is a predicted model, not a curated record. Gene Ontology annotation, molecular function: clathrin-cargo adaptor activity.
AGAUAAAAUGGCUCUAUUUAAAUUUCUGAUUUGAGGAAGCCUUGCAACUCGGACGGAGGCGUAAAACAUUCAAUUUUUUUUUUUUGUUUGGACUCCAUUCAAUUCAUUUGACCCAAUUAUUUCAAUUUUCUCAAAUUAUUUAUAAUCUGAGUCCGUUCUCCCAGGCCAGCUUCGGGAGGCAAGGGGAGAUCCUGUGUAAUUAUCAAGCUUAUUCCGUUCAUACAACUGGAAUUGAAUUUUCUCGGGCACCAUGAUCCGGUUCAUAUUACUUCAAAACAGACAAGGAAAGACCCGUCUGGCCAAGUACUAUAUUCCACUGGAAGAAUCAGAAAAACACAAGCUUGAGUAUGAGGUGCACCGACUGGUUGUCAACAGGGACCCCAAGUUUACAAACUUUGUCGAGUUCCGCACUCACAAAGUGAUUUAUAGGCGGUACGCAGGCCUGUUUUUCUCAAUGUGUGUGGAUAUCACCGAUAAUGAGCUAGCAUAUCUUGAAAGCAUUCAUUUAUUUGUGGAGAUACUGGAUCAUUUCUUCAGUAACGUAUGCGAGCUUGACUUGGUAUUCAAUUUUCACAAGGUAUACUUGAUACUAGACGAGUUUAUUCUUGCAGGGGAAUUGCAAGAAACAAGUAAGAAGGCAAUCAUUGAGAGAAUGGGGGAGCUGGAAAGACAGGAGUGAGAAUCGCGGUCGCUCCAAGUAUUAUCUUGAAGGUUUUGAUAUUUGAUUUUAUUCUGUCACCAAUGAUAGUUGGGGGUUGUUGAUUUGCUUUACGUUGCAGGGUGUGCAGUAGACUGUUACUGCUUUUACUCUUUUUUUUGUACAAUGGUAAUGACUAAUUAGGGAUUUUCAUUGUUCCCUCUUUAUGGAGUUUGUAUUAGACUUCCUACUUCUGGGGAAGAGGAUUAAUACACUCCAUCGAUUCAUUUUUUUCUAAAAAUUCUGUGUUCCAAAGGAUCUGAGUUCUUUUUUUCCUUGGAAGAUGUAACUUGAUAUAAAGCUGACUUAUAAUAGGAUGCCCAAUUUAUACAAGAAUACUAUAGGAUAUUCAAAUAUUCAGAUUUGUGAAGUUUGCACUGCAUUUUAUCAUAUUAUAUUUUUGAGGUGCAUUUAUGCUUUGUCUA